Molecule: messenger RNA, 5642 nt
Organism: Gadus chalcogrammus (walleye pollock)
Lineage: Eukaryota; Metazoa; Chordata; Actinopteri; Gadiformes; Gadidae
Product: collagen alpha-1(XI) chain-like
Exons: 66
Coding region: 340-5562 (1740 amino acids)
Molecular function (GO): extracellular matrix structural constituent
Source: RefSeq, a predicted model, not a curated record
ACAAAACCUUCGGUGAUAAGAAUACUUUUUUUUUGGCACGGCUACUCUUUUCACCCACCAAUAAUAACCCCAAAAGUAAAACAAAGAACAUCACAGCGGAUAGAGCAGGUAGAAUCCCACACAAAAAGAGAAGACUAUUAACCUUUUAUUUGCGAAUGCUCGUUCCUACUCUUCAACAGGGCUCGAGUGCAGGUAUCACGGGUGGAAACCGGGAUCCUUCCAACGCAACUCGGAAUUCGCGCUCAGGCACCGCUCUGCUGCAGGUGUCGCGUGAAGCCGUGAAUUGAGGAGCCGCAAUUGGAAUUUACCUGCAGUUUCGCAGGCACAUGCAAGUUCAGAAUGACGGAUCGAUGGACACCAGGGCGCCACAUACGCCUUAUUUUUUUAAUAACGAUCAUAUUCAGCACAACUACGGCUAAACAAGCAGCCAAUCCGGUGGAUGUGUUGAAAAUACUGGACCUAUCAGAGGACAUGGAGGGCGUAUCGCUGGAGGCGGGCAUUUGCACAAGCAGGGAGGGUCGGGAGGAGACUGACCUCUCCUUCAAAAUCGACAAGAAGAUUCAACUGAGCGCCCCUACCAGCCAGCUGUUCCCCGACUCCGUGUUUCCCAAAGACUUCUCUGUGAUGACCACCAUAAGGGCCCGCAAGGGCUCCCAGUUCUUCCUGUUCUCCCUGUAUGACUCCCAGGGAACCCAGCAGCUGGGCCUGGAGGUGGGACGCUCCCCAGUCUUCCUCUAUGAGGACCAGGAGGGCCAGCCCCCACCCGAACUCUACCCCACCUUCAGGAAGGUCAACCUGGCCGACGGCAAGUGGCACCGGGUGGCGUACAGCGUGGAGGGCCAGUCGGUGACACUGUACCUGGACUGUGAGAAGGUGGACACCAUGGACCUCCUCCGGGGCCCCGACCCCGAGAUCAGCACCGGGGGGGUCACGGUUUUCGGCACUCGCCUGCUCGACGAAGAGGUGUUCGAGGGAGACAUCCAGCAGCUGCUGAUAGUGGAUGACCCAAGAGCAGCCGAGACCUACUGCCAGGACUACAUCCCAGACUGCUACACCCACCUGCCCUACAACAGCAUCCUCAAUGAGACAGACACGCUGGAUACGUCCACCAGGAAGCGCGUGCGGGAGGAGUUUGAGGAGUAUGACUACAGUGAGCUUUAUUCAGACCUUUCCACAGAGGUGGCCAGUCCCAACAUCACAGAGUACGAGAUUGUGGAAUACGAGGACUACGACAACGGGACCGAGCACCAGGUGAGGGAGUACGAGUACGAGGAGGUGUACGAGGACCGCUACGGGCCGGCAGAGAGAGAGGGAGGCGACUCCUGGAAUGCACAGGAUAUCCCGGAGAAAGGCGAUAAAGGAGAACCAGGGAUGAUGGGAUAUGGCACAAUGUUAGAAGGACCCCAUGGAUUUCCAGGACCUCCGGGAGAUAUGGGACCUUCUGGUCCGACAGGACUGGUGGGACCUCGAGGGGAUCCUGGAGAGUUGGGACCGCAAGGACGUCCGGGCAUCAAUGGAGCCGAUGGGAUUCCCGGCCCCCCAGGGAACAUCAUGCUCAUACCGUUCCAGGCGGGUGGAGACCCCAUGACCGGCCCAGUGGUCUCAGCCCAGGAGGCCCAGGCCCAGGCUAUCCUCCAGCGGACCAAGCUGGCCAUGAAGGGCCCCCACGGACCUCUGGGCCUCAGGGGCCGGCCCGGGCCCCUGGGUUUAUCGGGCCCUUCAGGGUUGAAGGGAAGCAACGGGGAAACGGGGCCGUCGGGCCCGAGGGGGAUGCAGGGCAGUCCGGGGCAGAACGGCCGUCUAGGGAAACUGGGCAGAUCGGGUACAGAUGGGACCCGCGGUGCAAUAGGAGAGUCAGGCUCAAAGGGGAGCAGGGGUUUCGAUGGGCUGCCUGGUCUCCCUGGAAACAAGGGACACAAGGGGGAGCGAGGGAAGCAAGGCCAUCAUGGCCCGUCUGGGAUUUCGGGUGAAAAGGGUUCAGAGGGCCCACCUGGUCCAAGAGGACAAGCAGGGGAUGCUGGUUCCAGAGGUAUGAAUGGCCCAAGAGGAAAUCCCGGACCCUUAGGUCAGCCUGGCAUCCGGGGGGUGGAUGGAGUUCAAGGGUCAAAGGGGAACCAGGGACUAUCAGGUGAGGUUGGGGCACCUGGACAACAGGGGAACAUCGGAAUACUGGGCUUCCCUGGCCCACAAGGCCUCGUGGGGCACCCCGGGGAGAAGGGACCCCAAGGCAAGAAGGGGAUGCAGGGCUUACCUGGAAAUGAUGGGCCGACUGGUCAUCCAGGCAGAGAGGGGACUCCAGGGGAGAAGGGAUUACCUGGUCCGCUGGGCAUGCAGGGGCCUGUCGGAUAUCCUGGGUCCCGGGGAGUCAAGGGCGCGGACGGAAUCAGGGGGUUGAAGGGAAGCAAAGGAGAGAAGGGCGAGGAUGGCUUCCCCGGGUCCAAGGGGGAGAUGGGGGUGAAGGGGGACAACGGGGACAACGGGGCCACGGGUAACCGAGGAGAAGACGGACCUGAGGGGCCCAAGGGCCAGCUCGGCCCUCUGGGAGAAUCCGGCAUUCUGGGCGUCGCCGGCGAGAAGGGUAAACUGGGGGUUCCCGGGUUGCCUGGUUACCCGGGGCGACAGGGACCCAAGGGAUCAGAUGGAUUCCCGGGCACAGUCGGGUCCGAAGGAGAGAAAGGGAAGAAGGGUCCAGGGGGGCAGCAAGGAAGUGGGGGCCAGAGGGGUCCCAAUGGGGCGAGAGGUUCCAGAGGAGCCAACGGGCCCACGGGGAAACCAGGAGAAAAGGGGUCGUCCGGCCACGACGGUUCAUCAGGACCAACUGGAGAGAGAGGACCUCAAGGGCCAUUGGGAAGGAAUGGAGAGUCAGGGCCCAAAGGAGCAGUUGGACCAUCCGGUAAAGAUGGACUCCCAGGUCAUCCAGGGCAGAGAGGAGAGCCGGGAUUCCAUGGGAAAACGGGCCCCCCCGGGCCAACAGGGGUCGUGGGACCCCAGGGUAAAUCCGGGGAAACGGGGCCGAACGGUGACCGGGGUCAUCCGGGGUCUCCGGGGGUCCCCGGAGAGCAGGGGUUACCAGGUGCUGCCGGGAAGGAGGGGGCAAAGGGGGAUUUCGGGACUCCUGGAACCUCGGGUAAGAACGGACCGACCGGACUCAGAGGAUUCAGAGGAAGCAGAGGAGCCCCCGGAGGAGCGGGUCCUGCUGGACUUAAAGGAGGCGCCGGCCCUACCGGAUCUUCAGGAGCCGUAGGGUCGCUAGGGGAGCGCGGACCCCCAGGACCUGCGGGUGCCAUCGGUCAGCCUGGGCGGGCUGGGGCCAUCGGUGGACCAGGAUCAGGCGGGGAGAAAGGAGAACCUGGUGAUAAAGGCCCCGUUGGGCCGGCUGGUCAGGACGGGGAGCAGGGGCCCGUUGGACUGCUCGGAGCCAUCGGGCCAGCGGGGCCCUCAGGAGACGACGGAGACAAGGGAGAGACGGGUGGACCAGGACAGAAGGGCAGCAAAGGAGACAAGGGGGAGGGGGGUCCUCCGGGGCCCAAUGGCGGUCAGGGGCCCAUCGGUCAAUCAGGCACACCGGGGCUGGAUGGAGAGCUUGGUCCCAGGGGCCAACAGGGGAUGUACGGGCAGAAGGGAGACGAGGGACUCAGGGGCUUCAAGGGCUCCAGGGGGCCAAUAGGAUUGCAGGGCAUGCCAGGUCUACCAGGGGAGAAGGGGGAGAGUGGCCAUGUGGGACUGAUGGGGCCUCCGGGACAGCAGGGCCCCACUGGCCCCCAGGGGUCGGUUGGAGGAAUAGGUCCUGCCGGCAGGCUGGGGAUGAUCGGGCAGCCAGGGGUUCUCGGAGAGAAGGGAGAGGAUGGAGAGUCUGGUGAUCCAGGACCCGUUGGUCUGGCAGGGACAAUGGGAGGGAAGGGCGACCUGGGGGAGAAGGGAGACUCAGGCCUCCCAGGAGCAGCGGGGCCCCCAGGGGCCCGGGGCCAGCACGGGGAGGACGGGCCCAAGGGCAACUCUGGUCUUAUAGGUGUAACUGGUGACUCAGGCCAGCCCGGAGAAGCUGGGCCAAAUGGUGUGGAUGGACUUCCCGGCACCAAGGGGGACAUCGGAGACACUGGCAAAACCGGACCCCCAGGAGCAUCCGGAGAGCCUGGGCCGACGGGACCGCCUGGAAGACGGGGCCACUUGGGGAAAUCAGGAAAGGAGGGCAAGACAGGCAUGAAAGGAACAAAGGGAUCACCCGGGAUGGAGGGCUUCGUAGGGAAGACAGGACCCGUCGGAGCACAGGGGAACUCUGGGAAACCUGGCCCCCAGGGACUAAGAGGGAUACCCGGCCCCGCAGGAGAGCAGGGACUGAACGGACCUCCAGGACAGACUGGACCCCCUGGGCCAAUGGGCCCUCCGGGAUUACCAGGACUGAAGGGAGACCCAGGCAGGAAGGGAGACAAGGGUCACGGAGGUCUGAUUGGUUUAAUCGGCCCACCUGGAGACGUGGGAGAGAAGGGAGACAGAGGAUUGCCAGGGAACCAGGGCCUGCCGGGUCAUAAAGGAGACGAGGGUGUAGUUGGCGGUGCCGGCCCCCACGGGCCCCCCGGCCCCCAGGGUCUGUCUGGUGGGUCCGGAGACAAAGGAUCUAAAGGAAACCCGGGUCCUAUCGGCCCCAGAGGGGACAAUGGUCCCGCUGGGCCUCCAGGCCAACCAGGCCGACCUGCGGUGGGCAUGGCCCCUCUGUCCGAGGUGUGGAGGAGGCGGCGGGCCCCCAGCAUCGUGGACGGUGCGUCCCUGGGGGAGGCGGACGGCGGGCAGGAGCAGGAGGAGGGCUUCCAGGGGGACCAGGCGGUGACGGAGGGCCGGGGGCCUGUGGUGGCCGGCCAGCAGCAGGGCAUGCCCGAGGUCUUCGCCUCCCUGUCCUCCAUGAGGGUGGAGGUGGAGGGCCUGAGGAACCCCAUGGGGACCUUCCACAGCCCCGCCCGCACCUGCAAGGAGCUCCACAUGCUGAACCCGGCCCUCACAGACGGUGAGUAUUGGAUAGAUCCUAACCAGGGUUGCCAUAGAGACUCCUUCAAGGUGUUUUGUAAUUUCACCGCACAAGGAGAGACUUGCUUGCACCCUGACAAGAAGUUCCAAUCGGUGAGGCUGGCAGGCUGGAAGGGAGAGAAGCCUGGGAGCUGGUACAGCACCUUCCGCAAGGGAAAACAGUUCUCCUACUCCAGCUCCGACGGGCUCCCGGUGCACGUGGUGCAGCUGACCUUCCUGAAGCUGCUGAGCGCCACGGCCAAGCAGAGCUUCACCUACCACUGCCUCAACUCGGCCGGCUGGCUGGACGCGGCCAGCGUGGGCCACCGCCGCGCCCUGCGCUUCCGCGGCUCCAACGGCGAGGAGCUGACGCACGAGAACGCGCACUACAUCGACGCCACGUACGACGGCUGCCAGACCCGGUCGGGCCAGGAGAGGACUGUGUUGGUGUUGGACUCCCCCAUGUCCGAGACCCUCCCCAUCUUGGACGUGGCCGUGUCCGACUUUGGGAACGGGAACCAGAAGUUCGGCUUCCAGGUGGGCCCGGUUUGCUACGGCGGUUAAGCACUACAGCCCCCCACCGCCACCCACCACCACCCCCAUCCAGCCCUUCAUUCCACCACCACCACCACCACCACCACCAC